Molecule: messenger RNA, 620 nt
Organism: Lacerta agilis (Sand lizard)
Lineage: Eukaryota; Metazoa; Chordata; Lepidosauria; Squamata; Lacertidae
Gene: POLR2L
Product: RNA polymerase II subunit L
Exons: 3
Coding region: 155-358 (67 amino acids)
Biological process (GO): transcription by RNA polymerase I; tRNA transcription by RNA polymerase III; transcription by RNA polymerase II
Cellular component (GO): RNA polymerase II, core complex; RNA polymerase III complex; RNA polymerase I complex
Molecular function (GO): zinc ion binding; DNA binding; DNA-directed RNA polymerase activity
Source: RefSeq, a predicted model, not a curated record
UCUUAACGUGCUCACUGUAGCGUACUGCUACGGAAGUCUGAAAACAGUUCUUUCCCCCCCUAUUGCGUGGAUUAGUAGCGCCCGGCGAGGAGGGGGAGUGGCGAUUUGCAAAGGUUGUAACCGCGGCAACGGUGCGCGCGGGACGCGGUGUAAAAUGAUCAUACCGGUGAGAUGCUUCACUUGCGGCAAAAUCGUUGGAAACAAAUGGGAGGCAUAUCUUGGUCUUCUGCAAGCUGAGUAUACAGAAGGUGAUGCUUUGGAUGCUCUGGGUCUGAAGAGAUAUUGCUGUCGGCGAAUGCUGCUUGCCCAUGUGGAUCUGAUUGAGAAGCUCCUGAAUUAUGCCCCUCUGGAGAAAUAAAUAGCAGAAAAAAUGUACAUAUGGACCAGCGUGCUGCUAGAACUCCUCAAACUAAGCUGCAGGGGGUUACAAAUGCAGAUCAUCAUGUCCAGCGAAGGAUUUCACUUUCUGGGCAUGCUAUAGGCCCUAGCCACUAACCUCUUGAAAGGAAAUUACUGAAAGAUGAAAUCCACUUACACACAGUUGGGGACUGUCGAUUUAAUUAAAACAGGGAUGGAAGUUCAUCAGAAUCUCAUGGGUUGUGGAGAAUUGUGAUUUUUUU